GUGCGUUGUGUUUGCUCUGCUGAUGAGUUCUCGUGGUUCCCAAACGCUCUGGCGACGUAACGUUUGACGACGAUGUUAAAUGCAGUAUUCGUUGUGAAAUCACCAGAAAGCUAACUACAACAGUAUUUUCUCGUGUUAUGAAGGAUUUAUAGAAGCAAUUGAAAGCGACUUUUUCUGUCUCGUAUAGUUUAAAGUUGGAUUAUUAUUCUUUGUCUUUGAAAUCAAAAUUUCUUUGUUUCACUCAAAUAACAGCUUCCUUCGAUGAGUUUUGUAUGUGUUCUUAGCAUGCACGAAGUUGCUUGGGAUACUGAAAGACACACUGCAGUGGAAAAGAAUGUUAAACUGGGCAAAACGACGAACGAUAUUUCUCCUGUAACGACUAAUGGCUACGACUUACCCAGUGUGAAUGGUGUGAAUGGAGAGGUUGCAAGUUAUUUGUUUGAAAGGCAAGGUGUCGCUACCAGCUUUACUAAAAGCGUUACGAUGGAUGAGAGUUCAUUUGCUGGCAAACACUGGGCUGUGAACGACAAAGCUGAAAAUACCAACAAUAAUGUUGCCAGUCUGGAAGAGGAUUUUCAAGGAAUAAGCCUUGACAAUGAUCAAGAGCAAAGCUCAAGCAUGCAAGAGAUUGCAUCUCAAGCAAAGAAUCUUUGGCCAGAAGAUGACAAUGAUGAUGACAGAAAUGGCAUUUUUCAUGGUGAACCAUGGGACUCAAAUACAUUAUUACCUUCAAUGCCUCGUGUAACAUCAGAGCAUGCAGUCUCACAACCCAUCAACAUGGCUAGGUCAAUGAAUAUUCGUAACUACAAUGGUGUUGAUCAACAUGGUGUCUUAUCUCCAAGAUCUACUGAUGGUGUUGGUAUGAGUGUUGCUGAGUUUGUUCUUGCUUCAUCUCCUGUUGUCGAUAUUGAUGCCCAAAUAUCAAAAAUGAAAGCAAGAAUGAAUCAACCUGAAAAAGAAGAGAAAGAGUUAAAAAUACCCAUAUCAAAUCAGAAAGAACAUGCAUUUGAGGAUGAAAAUGCCGAGGAAGUGAGAAAUACUCUGAAAAGAGAACAGUCAGACAAAUCACCUCAAACUGUUCAGGGGGUGCUACCCGACGAGAAACCAUCGCAUAGUUUCAGUCGCACACCAGGAAGUCGACAGUCAUCACCUGCUGAGCUGCAGGCUUAUGUUGACACCACACAAGCUAACCAAGUAACCACUACAAAGCCAACUACACCUGUUAAACAACGACUGACAAACCCUGUGGAUGCAGACCCAAUUAUGAUGGAUCCUUUGGAUAAUAGCCACUUUGACAACUUCUCCGUCAAUUAUGCAAACACAUCGCAGAAUGAUCUUUUUGUUGGUGGAUCAUCUUACUUUAAUGGACAUCCAUCAGUACAAGUUGUCACUGCAUCACAGCGAUCUCAACAGCAGAUGUCAAUGGCUGCACAACAACAGCAACAGCAGCAACAGAUAAACAUGCAAUCGGCAGCCGCACCAUAUCCUGGCAACUCAUACUUUAUUACAGCUUCUGCAACACCUGACCCUUAUGGUGGUGGUGUGCCUAUGGCUUCAAUGACAAACCCUGGUCAAGCCCAACAGGUGGUACCACAUCCACAAUAUCCAGCAACAUACAAUGUGCCUUGGGGUGUAUACCAAACAUCUAAUGCUGGACAGUUUGUACAACAGCAACCAGUUUUGAGAACCAGCUCAACUGGUCGUCCUACUGGCAGUGAAAUAAUGUCGCAACAGCAGAAUACACUCUCACUUGGUAAUUACCAACUUCUUGCUGCUCCUGGUGCUUCAUUAAACCUUGGAAAUGCAUAUUAUGAUCAAUCGGGAAAUGUCGUUGUUGGCACACCACAGGGUCUCACUCCUGCACAAUUAAACCAAUCAGUUCGCAUGAUUCAACCUUUGAUGAUAAACGACAUCAGUCAGGCAAGUGGACGUGUUGCCAACACUACCAACGGUCUGAGAAUGUUUGCUCAACCACCGGGACAACAACAGAUGAAUGCUAUAGGUAGUCAAGGCUCUCUAGGUUACCUUCCACAAAACUCAGCUACGAGUUCUAUGUCUGGCUUGCAGAUUGGCAGUGGUGGAGUACUUGGUAGUGUAGGUGGGUCUUCAGGAACUUUGGGGACCAUAGGAGGUAAUGCAGGACAAGAUGGACUAAUGAGUGAUCUUAAUAGACGUCAACCUAUUCCCAUGUAUGGUACCUCAAACUCCAUUGGUGGUUUAUCAAUGAACUCUCAACAACCAACUUUGGGUAUUCCUGAAUUACAGACACCUCCCUUAAGUGGUGGCUUCCAUGUUGGCAGUCCAAUUGGGAGCAGCAUAUCGCAGUAUCUUCCAUCUGCUGCGCCAGGGGCUGGUGACCGUAAAUAUACGAAUGCACUUAACGGUCUGUCAAAUGCUGGUUUGUACAGCGGUAGUCCGUUGUCCUCGAGCUCUUUCCGUAGCAGUCGUCUGAAGGAGUCGAACCGCAGUCGACUGUUAGAGGAUUUCCGUAACAAUCGCUUUCCAAACAUCCAACUUCGUGAUCUUGCCAAUCAUAUUGUUGAGUUCUCUCAAGACCAGCAUGGAUCUCGUUUUAUACAACAGAAACUGGAGCGUGCUUCUCCCAGUGAGAAACAGAUGGUUUUUAACGAGAUUCUUCCUGCUGCAUACAGUCUGAUGACGGAUGUUUUCGGAAAUUACGUCAUUCAGAAAUUCUUCGAGUUUGGUAAUCGUGACCAGAAACAACAUCUUGCAAACUGCAUUCAAGGUCACGUGUUACCACUUGCCUUGCAAAUGUACGGAUGCCGUGUCAUACAGAAAGCUCUUGAGUGUAUACCAUGUGAUCAACAGAAAGAAUUAGUUCGAGAAUUAGAUGGUUAUGUUUUAAAAUGCGUCAAAGAUCAAAAUGGUAAUCACGUGGUUCAGAAAUGCAUCGAAUGUGUUGAUCCUGGUUAUCUACAUUUCAUUAUUAUCGCUUUUAAAGGACAGGUUGUUGCAUUAUCGACGCAUCCUUAUGGUUGCCGUGUAAUUCAACGUAUUCUUGAGCAUUGCAAUCCUGAGCAGACAAUGCCGAUUCUUGUCGAGCUUCAUGAUAACAUUGAACGUCUGGUGCAGGAUCAAUAUGGUAAUUACGUCAUACAGCAUGUUCUGGAGCAUGGUACCUAUGACGACAAGAGUAAAAUUGUGAUGCAGCUCAAGGGAAGUAUCGUAAUGUUGAGUCAGCAUAAAUUUGCAAGCAAUGUUGUUGAGAAGUGCAUAUCGCACGCGUCACGACCUGACCGAGCAAUACUUAUCGAGGAAGUUUGUAAUAGCACUGACGGACCACAAAGUGGCUUAUUUAGCAUGAUGAAAGAUCAGUUUGCAAAUUAUGUUGUGCAAAAAAUGAUCGAUGUUGCUGAGGCCCCGCAACGGAAACUUCUCAUUCUCAAAAUAAGACCGUAUGUUGCUACGCUCAAGAAAUACACGUACGGAAAACACAUACUGGCGAAACUCGAGAAAUACAUGAUCAAACCCAGCUUGGAUUACUCGCCAUUUGGCACGACGCUGCUAUGACGUCACCCUCGGGAGGGCCUCGGGAAGUUGAUAAUUUCCACCCCCUAAAAGUCGAUCAUUGCUCAGCAAAUGAUCUUCACUGUGUCCUGAAGCGAAUGUAGCUGUAGGAUAUUUUAUGACUUGACACAGUUUUUAUUGCGUCUAUAUUGAAUAAUGCCUGUCUUGCGUAUCUAAAAAUUAUGUUCACAUAUUAUGAAAUCUAUGUUUGUAUCUGGUGUGCACGUGGGAUGAUUAUAGCUUUUAAACCCUUCGAUUAAAAUCUCACCCAUCUUUGAAAAUUUGUACCUAUAGUGUAAGAAUGUAAAAAUAAUGCCUGCCCCAUGUAUAGAAUAAUAUUAUGUAGUUAGCGUGUAUCUCUUCAGUUAAGGAAGCGAAAAUCUUUGGUUUCAAAAUUAGAAAAUAGCACAUUGUGCUCGUGAUUUUGUUCUCGUGGUCUUGAAGUGGACACACGUGAUGUACACGGGGUAAACUCGUGAUGUAAAAAUAUUUUCACGCGAAAUGAUUUUAUAACAUUAGAAUUUAAGGUAUUUUUACUUCGGUGAUGUUUAUAACAAAUGAAAAUAAAAAAAGGUUUUCUCAAACCGGUAAAAACAUAGUAUAUUUUUGUAAUAUUUUCUUUUUGCUUCUGUUAGUUGGAAAGAACAUAGCGCUAAGUAUUCAAAAUGAUUGCCAAAGAUUUUUUAAGCCUUGAGAGUAGAGUUGAUCCAACUCAUCUUACGAGUUAUUUGAUUGCAAUGUUUUUCCCUUGCUAAACUGUAAAAGUGUGGAUUGUUAAUAUUACACCCUGUCGAUGAAAACUUUAUGAAAAAAAAAUUAAAUUUGUACAAACGAUGUACAUUUGUGCAUAACUUAGGACUUGUAUGCUUAUGAACAUCUAUGUAAACUAUGUAUUCAAUUGUGUAGAGAUUUAAAAACUGGCUACUUGUACAGAGCGAUGUAAUAGACACUCAUCACACACAAAAAAUGUCUCAUAAAGUGAUUCUCAGUACAUGAAGAUUUAUUGAAUUUGCUGCAUGACCAUAAGCAGAUUCAUCAAAAUACUGUACUAUUCAAUGUGUUGCUGGGUGUCUAUAAAAUUCGUGUUUCUGUAGUUACGGGGGAUUUUUGUAAUAAAUUUCAUGAUAGAAUAAACCCUGUUCAUAUGUUAAAUUGAUGAAAUGGUAAAUAUGAUGAUGUAAAACAAUGUGAAUAUCGAUAAAUUCUGUAAAACCUUGA
Messenger RNA from Xenia sp. Carnegie-2017, 4746 nucleotides. Its product is annotated as pumilio homolog 2-like. Gene Ontology annotation, molecular function: mRNA 3'-UTR binding. The coding region runs from base 262 to 3531 and encodes 1089 amino acids. Lineage: Eukaryota; Metazoa; Cnidaria; Anthozoa; Malacalcyonacea; Xeniidae. Gene Ontology annotation, biological process: post-transcriptional regulation of gene expression. Gene Ontology annotation, cellular component: cytoplasm. The record is from RefSeq and is a predicted model, not a curated record. The transcript is spliced from 11 exons.